Cladophialophora yegresii CBS 114405 is the source of this 1827-nucleotide messenger RNA. RefSeq lists its product as uncharacterized. Bases 1 to 1827 code for a protein of 608 amino acids. The record is from RefSeq and is a predicted model, not a curated record. Lineage: Eukaryota; Fungi; Ascomycota; Eurotiomycetes; Chaetothyriales; Herpotrichiellaceae. The transcript has a single exon. Gene Ontology annotation, molecular function: protein binding.
AUGAGUGAGAAGCAGGCACGGCGUCCUCCUGUGGCGCCCAAGCCCUCCUUCAUUCGACAACAACAGAAUGUCGCGGCUGCUGGAGUCUCUCCGCUGCCCUCGCCCGCCCUCCAGGGUGCCUCUUUGGCAUUCCGACCCGCCCCGUUGAAACCUUCUCUACCUAAUGCCUCCACAUCACAUAAUCCAUCUGCGUCUGCAGGGGCCCUGCUCGCGGCUACCGCUGCCUCGACACGGAAGCAGCAGCAGCCACAGCAGACGCCUCAGCAGACUCAGCAGCAUGCCACUCUUCCUCUCCCUCGGGAUGCCUCUCUAUCCGCGCGCGGCCGAACUCCCACAACAGAAAGACUGCCUGUCGCAGUUGCCGGUCCCAGCUCCGUAUCACCUCCUAAGCCUGUGUUCCGCCCACAUGCCCCUCGGUCCACGUCUGCCGUUGCCGCCGUUGCCGCUUCUGCGAAAACGAGUCCUGUCCGCAGGCAAGAGUUCAAGAGAGACCUAGGGUCCUAUCUUGCGCGACGGGAUCCGUCCCAGAUUCGAGAUCGGGGUACGAGCACGAGCAGCAAUAGCGAGGCUUUGCAGUCACUUCAACAGAGUGCGGCUGCUUUGGCCGGGGCGAAGGCCUCCAUGACAACAGCACCCGUCCACGUUCAAACUGCAACGGGAGACAAGCAGAGGGACGACCUAAGCUACCUUUCCCAUCUUACAAUUCCACCAGCACAAUCUUCAUCGGCUCCCAGCCCUCCUGCGUCUGGCUCUGGUACCGCGGCCGCAGUCACAGCAACUAGGAAUGCUGCUCAUUUGGAAGCCAGCAAGCGAGCUCUGUCGACAUCCCAGGAGAGCAGCCCAGGUGCACCCGUGACCCGAUAUCUUAGCGCAUCUCCUCAAACUAUAAGCGGAUCAUCUGGACCCCAGGUCAAAGUAACCCCUCCAUUGACUGACUCAGAAAGCGAUAACGGCCGUUCCGGACGUGAUUAUACCCAGAAGUCUCUACCAGCACCUGUCCCAGUUCAUGCCCAACGUGCGGCCAUCACAGCACGAGAGGCGGCCAAUGCUACAGGUCACAAUACCCCCAUCCUAGGCCCACGGUCCACCAUGACGGUGAGCGCUCUAGCGGACGCUAUGGUUGCUGGCUCCUUGGCAGUUUCACACACCGGCUCUCGGGCCGUAUCCCCUGCGCCGAAGAAAGUGCCACCACCCGUACCUCGCCGGCGAUCACAGUCAGUUGGCGCCUUCUCAAGCGGAAAGCAUUUGAUGCACUUGCCUGGGAUGCGGAGUGACGCAGGGUCGCGUACGCCAAAGCUAAAGCCGCUUCCGGCAAGGCCUAUGAGGCACACGUUGCGCUCCUCCCCGGAACGAGAUGAACCAUACGACGAGAAGAAACGUGGCCGGAAACAUUGGCGGCGUCACCCUAAUAUGCACCACGAAGGCGAUCGCAGAAGAUGGCGGGACAAGGUUACAGAGCGUGAGAGGAAACGGUACGAAGGUGUUUGGGCAGCCAAUAGGGGGCUACUUCUCGAUUAUGACCUCGACAAUGUUGAUCACGAGCACAGGAACGAUGGCACUUCUGUGAGUGACCUUGUUGUCAAUGUUGUGGUACGCGAUAUCUGGGACCGGAGUCGACUACCCAAGGACGUGCUGGAAGAAAUCUGGGACCUUGUCGCACAGCCUAAUGUCAAGACCCUCAACCGGGAGGAGUUUGUGGUCGGGCUCUGGCUGAUUGAUCAGAGACUGAAAGGAAGGAAACUGCCGGUCAAGGUCUCCCAAAGUGUUUGGUCUAGCGUCCGGCACACCCAAGGGGUUAAGAUCUCCAGCAAGCCUCUACAGAAAUGA